AUGAAGAUCCGUAAUGUGUUCAUGGUUGGAUUUGGCGUCUUCCCCUCGAUUGUCGGUCGUCCUUGGCAUGUGUAAAUAAAUCGUUCCCAUGAAGGUGACGAUGCGCAGGAGUCCCGGGGUACGCUGCCCCUGCGGUAUCCCAUUGAGCGGGGCAUUGUCAUUGACUGGGAUGAAAUGGAGAAGAUCUGGGCCUACUCCUUAAACAGCGCCCUGAAGGUCGCACCAGAUGAGCAUCCUGUACUGCCGCUAAACCCGAAGGCAAACUGCGAAAAGUUGACCCAGAUCAUGUUCGAGAAGUUUGACACGCCGUCCAUGUAUCAGCCUUCCAGGCUGUGCUCCCACAAAAUGCAUGAACUUCAAAAAUCUCCUUUGAAAUUCAACUUAAAGUCUGUUGUCUAA
Messenger RNA from Drosophila guanche, 399 nucleotides. Its product is annotated as actin-like. NCBI's taxonomy places the organism in Eukaryota, Metazoa, Arthropoda, Insecta, Diptera, Drosophilidae. The record is from RefSeq and is a predicted model, not a curated record.